Molecule: messenger RNA, 4193 nt
Organism: Calypte anna (Anna's hummingbird)
Lineage: Eukaryota; Metazoa; Chordata; Aves; Apodiformes; Trochilidae
Gene: FMNL1
Product: formin like 1
Biological process (GO): cortical actin cytoskeleton organization; cell migration; regulation of cell shape
Cellular component (GO): cytosol
Molecular function (GO): actin filament binding; small GTPase binding
Source: RefSeq, a predicted model, not a curated record
AUGGGCAACGCGGCCGGGGGCAUGGAGGGGGGGGCUGCGGGCAGGGAGAGCCGAGACCCCCGCCCGCCCCAGGCCCCCCCCCGGGCCGCCCCGCCCGCCCGGCAGCCGAUGCCCGCGGCUGCGGAACUGGAGGAGCGAUUCGGGAGGGCCCUGAACACCAUGAACCUGCCCCCUGACAAGAUGAAACUGCUCAACCAGUACGACAACGAGAAGAAGUGGGAGCUCGUCUGUGACCAGGAACGUUUCCAGGUGAAAAACCCCCCGGGUGCCUACAUCCAGAAGCUGAGGAGCUACCUGGACUCAGGGGCUGUGAGCAGGAAGUUCAAGAGGCGAGCGCAGGAGUCGACGCAGGUGCUGCGGGAGCUGGAGAUUUCCCUGAGGACAAACUACAUCGGAUGGGUCCAGGAGUUCCUCAAUGAGGAGAACCAGGGCCUGGAUGUGCUGCUGGAAUAUCUCUCCUUCGCCCAGUGCUCCGUCGCGUACGACAUGGAGAGCACAGAGAACGGCAGCCCGGGCUCUGACAAGGGCAAGGGGACGGAGCGCUCUCUGGAGGACCUGAACAAAAGCAGCUCCUCACCCCCUCCCCAGGGCCCCCCCAAAGCACGGCACCUCACUGUCAGGCUGAACCCCUCGCACAGGAAGGCCCUGAGGAGCUCCCGCCUUGCCAGCCACAAGGACGAUGUCCACCUCUGCAUCCUCUGUCUCCGCGCCAUCAUGAACUACCAGUCUGGCUUCAGCCUGGUGAUGAAUCACCCAGCUUGUGUCAACGAGAUCACCCUGAGCCUCAACAACAAGAACGCCAGGACCAAGGCACUGGUGCUGGAGCUGCUGGCUGCUGUCUGCCUGGUCCGAGGUGGCCACGACAUCAUCCUGGCUGCCUUUGACAACUUCAAGGAGGUCUGCGGGGAGAGGAACCGCUUCGAGAAGCUGAUGGAAUAUUUCAGGAACGAGGACACCAACAUCGACUUCAUGGUGGCCUGCAUGCAGUUCAUCAACAUCGUGGUGCACUCGGUGGAGAACAUGAACUUCCGCGUCUUCCUGCAGUACGAGUUCACCCACCUGGGGCUGGACCAGUACCUGGAGAGCCUCCGCCUGACGGAGAGCGAGAAGCUGCAGGUGCAGAUCCAAGCCUACCUGGACAACGUCUUCGACGUGGGGGCCAUGCUGGAGGACUCAGAGACGAAGACGGCGGUGCUGGAGCACAUGGAGGAGCUGCAGGAAAACGUCACCCAGCUGACGGAGAAGCUGCAGGAUGUGGAGAACGACUCCAUGGCCAAGAUUGCAGAGCUGGAGAAGCAGCUGAGCCAGGCCCGGCGGGAGCUGGAGGCUCUGCGGGAGCAGCUGAGCCCCCCCCGGCCCCCCAGCCCCCCGGCCCCCCAGCCCCAGGAGAGCUACCGGCGGGCGCUGGAGCGGCGCUUGGCCGAGCUGGAGGAGCAGGGUUUGGUGCAGAUCCUGCGGGGGCCCGACGGAGACGUCGCCAUCCAAAUCGUCCCCGUUGCCAUAGAAACCAGCAGCCCCCGUGGUUACUGGAGAGGCCACCACUGCCACCACCACUGCCACCACCACUGCCACCACCACAGACACCGGCACAGAUGCCGCAGCUCCAGCUCCAGCCCCAUCUCCCCCCCAGCACCCCCUGCCCCUCCACCCCCCCCUCCACUCCCAGGGGCUGAGCUGGGCCCCGUGGUGCCCCCCGCACCCCCCCUGCCCUUGGGGGGAUGCCCUACCCCUGGCAUCCCCCCAGCACCUCCACUCCCGGGUGCCCAAGUACCACCACCCCCACCUCCACUCCCAGGGGGGCUGGAGGGCCCCAUUCCCGCCCCUCCACCACCCCCUCCCCUCGGUGGGCAGCUCCCAGCUGGGUCUGGUGCCCCCCCUGCCACUGGUGGUUCAGUGAAGGUGAAGAAGCCCAUCCAGACCAAGUUCCGCAUGCCCGUCUUCAACUGGGUGGCUCUGAAGCCCAACCAGAUCGAUGGCACCGUCUUCACCGAGCUCAACGACGAGAAGGUGCUGCAGGAGCUGGACAUGAGUGACUUUGAGGAGCAGUUCAAGACCAAGGCUCAGGGCCCUGGCUUGGACAUCAGUGCCCUCAAGGUUAAGGCCACGCAGAAGGCUCCCAGCAAGGUCACCCUCAUGGAGUCCAACCGGGCCAAGAACUUGGCCAUCACCCUGCGCAAGGGCGGGCGCAGCAUCCAGGAGAUCUGCACGGCCAUCGAGACGUACGACCAGCAAGCCCUGAGCCUCGACUUCCUGGAGCUGCUGCUGCGGUUCCUGCCCACCGAGUACGAGCGGACGCUGAUCGGGAAGUUCGAGCGGGAGCAGCGGCCGCUGGAGGAGCUGUCGGAGGAGGAUCAGUUCCUGAUCCACUUCAGCAAAAUCCCCCGCCUGGCCGAGCGCAUGAACGUCAUGAUCUUCCUGGGCAACUUCAGCGACACGGCCCAGCUGCUGAUGCCCCAACUCCACGCCAUCAUCGCCGCCUCCAUCUCCCUCAAGUCCUCCAACAAACUCCGCAACAUCCUCGAGAUUGUCCUGGCCUUCGGGAACUACAUGAACAGCAGCAAGCGGGGGGCAGCCUACGGGUUCCGGCUGCAGAGCCUCGACGCGCUCCUGGAGAUGAAGUCCACAGACCGCAAGCAGACGCUGCUGCACUACCUGGUGCGGGUGAUCACGGAGAAGUACCCGGAGCUGACCGGGUUCCACACCGAGCUGCACUUCCUCGACAAGGCGGGCACAGUCUCCCUGGACAGCGUGCUGCAGGACGUGCGGAGCCUGCAGCAGGGCAUGGAGCUGACCCGCAAGGAGUUCAUGCGGCAGGACGACAGCCCUGUGCUCAAGGACUUCCUCAAGGUCAACUCCGAGGUGAUGGAGAAGCUGCAGGCUGACAGCAAAACCGCCAAGGAAGCCUACGAGUCAGCUGUGGAGUACUUUGGGGAGAACCCCAAGAACAGCCCCCCCACCACCUUCUUCCCCAUGUUCAUGCGCUUCAUCAGAGCCUACAAGAAAGCAGAGCAGGACAUCGAGCUGUGGAAGAAACAAGAGGCCGUGGCCAAAGAGGCAGAAUCCAUCCCCCCUGGCAGCGAGGACCACCCCGAGGUGAAGCUGCCCAUCCAGAAAGCCAAGAGGCAGCAGAUGGACAUGAUUGCUGAGCUGAAGAAGAAGCAGAUGGUGAAGGAGCCACUCAUCUAUGAAGGGAAGGACGGGGCCAUCGAGGAUAUUAUUUCAGCUCUCAAAACCGUUCCUUUCACGGCCCGGACGGGCAAGCGCUCGUCCCGGCUCUUCUGCGACGUGAGCUUCCCCGAGCAGAGUCCUCUGUAGGUAACGGGGGUGCCGGGCCGGGGGCUGCCGGGCUCUGCCACCCUCCCGGCUUUUGCUCCCCAGCGCCUCCGGCUGCGUGGCCGCUGGGCCGGACUCUGCCCCACGCCAAAAACCAACCCGGGGGAGCCGGCACCGGCACCAGCCCCAGGGCACCCGAGGAGCCGCAGGAUGGGAUCCCCCGUGCCGGUUGUUGGGUGCUCCCUCUGCUCCCCCCCCCCCAGCACCCCAGGGGACACGGCGGGGUGCGGUGGGUGCCGGGUCCCGGGGCGGGCAGGCUCAGCACCUUCUCCCGGUGCAGAUCUGCGGAACAAUCCUUACCGGCGGGCGGAGAAGGGCCGCGGCAGCGCCAAGAGGCGGGCGGCGGGGCAGAGCCUGCAGAGCACGCCGGACAUCUCGCUGUGAGUGCCGGGCCCGGGGCAGCGCGGUCCUCCCGGCGCAGAUGGGACCAGAGGACAUCGACCCACCGGCCCGGGACAGCCUGGGGCAGGGGCACGGUGCCCGCUCCCGGCUGCUCCGGAUGCUCGGCUUCCCAGCACCCACCCUGCUGGGGACCCCCCGGCUCUGGCUUAGCGAUGCCCCUGAGCUCCCCUCCCCCCCGGCAGGGCUGGGAGACCCUCCCGGGUAUGAGCAGGGAUGGGGAAGCACGGAACAGGCACCAGCUUGUCCUGGGAGGAAAAGAGGGCCUGCCCCAUCCCUUCCCCGGAGCUGCUCCAUCGCCCGCCCCUCGGGGGUCAGCCCUGCACACCGCCUGUCCCCGCUCUCCAGCUUGCUGGUGCCUUGGAUUUCCCGUGGCAGGACAGGGGGCUGUGAGCCAGGGACCACCGGGCCCUGCACCCGCAGAGCCCUCCCGGCCCCACGUCCUCCCCCAGCGAGGGACC